Messenger RNA from Brachypodium distachyon (stiff brome), 1801 nucleotides. RefSeq names its product putrescine hydroxycinnamoyltransferase 3. The record is from RefSeq and is a predicted model, not a curated record. The transcript has a single exon. NCBI's taxonomy places the organism in Eukaryota, Viridiplantae, Streptophyta, Magnoliopsida, Poales, Poaceae. The coding region runs from base 270 to 1577 and encodes 435 amino acids. Gene Ontology annotation, molecular function: acyltransferase activity, transferring groups other than amino-acyl groups.
AACCCAUGUCCCACAUUAGUUUCCUCCUGCAUGCCUGCCCUAUAUAUAGCGCGCAGCACGACACUAUCAAAUCGUACAGCACAAAGACCACAAGCAAAGCAAGAGGCCAAGCAACAAGGGUUCGACGCACGACCCCACGAGCCAGAGCGCGAGCCUAAUUCGGUCUCUUGUUGCAAUCUGCUCCUUAAUUCUCCCCAAUCAAUCAAGCCUCUGAUUAACUCAAGAGCAACGACAACGUACGUGCACCUCCUCCGACGAUCCUAGCUGCAAUGGAGGUUAAGGUGCUGAGCUCCAAGCUGGUGAAGCCCGCCGCCUGCAACAAUGGCGGCGCCACGGAGACAGAGUACAUCCCUCUGUCCAUCUUCGACAGGGUGACAUUCCAGAUGCAGAUGGCCAUCAUCUACGCCUUCGCGCCGCCCGCGCCGUCCACAGCCGCCAUCGAGAAGGGCCUCGCCCUCGUGCUGGGCCAGUACCGGGCCUUCGCGGGCCAGCUCGGCGAGUCCCCCGACGGCAGCCCGGCCGUGAUCCUCAACGACCGGGGCGCGCGGCUCGUGGAGGCGUCCGUGGACGCGGACCUCGUGGACAUGGCGCCCGCCAAGCCCACGCCCGAGCUGCUGAAGCUGCACCCGGACCUGGAAGGGGAGCAGCCCCUCGAGGAGGUGGUGCUGCUGCAGCUCACCCGGUUCCGCUGCGGCUCCCUCGCCGUCGGGUUCACCUCCAACCACGUGGUCGCGGACGGCCACGCCACCAGCAACUUCCUCGUGGCGUGGGGCCGCGCCACCAGAGGGCUCCCCAUGGGCCCGCCCCCUGUGCACCAUUACCACGGGCUCUUCAAGCCGCGCUCCUCGCCUCGCGUGGAGCACGACCACCGCCGCAGGGAGUACCACCUGCCGUCGCCCAACGACGUCGUGGGCCACCACGGCGACGCCGCCGACAACAUCGUGAUCCACAAGGCCCACUUCACCAAGGACUUCAUCGCGGGGCUCCGGGCCGACGCGUCAGUGGGCCGGGGCCGGCCCUUCAGCCGGUUCGAGACCAUCCUGGCCCACCUGUGGCGCGCCAUGACGCGAGCCCGGGGCCUUGGUCCCGAAGAGUCCUCGGCGAUCCGGCUGUCGGUGGACGGGCGGCACCGGCUGGGGAAGCCGGCCGAGUACUUCGGCAACAUGGUGCUCUGGGCGUUCCCGCGGUCCACGGUGGGCGACCUCCUGAACCGUCCCCUGAAGCACGCAGCGCAGGUGAUCCACGACGAGGUGGCCAGGGUGGACGGCGCCUACUUCCAGUCCUUCGUCGACUUCGCGUGCUCCGGGGCCGUCCAGAAGGAGAAGCUCGCGCCCAGCGCCGUGCUCAAGGACGCGCAUUGCCCUGACGUGGAGGUGGAUAGCUGGCUCACGUUCCCGUUCUAUGAGCUCGACUUCGGCACGGGGAGCCCCAGCUACUUCAUGCCCUCCUACUUCCCCACGGAAGGGAUGCUCUUCCUCGCGCCGUCCUACAUCGGCGACGGCAGCGUCGACGCCUUCGUGCCCGUCUUCCAACACAACCUUCAAGCGUUCAAAGAAUGCUGUUACUCCGUGGAGUAGGUGGCGAGCUAGUAGUGCAAGUUAAGUAAGGAGUGAUGGCGAGCUAGUAGUGCAAGUUAAGUAAGGAGUGAGCCAAAACAUAAUACUUCACCAAUGCGUUUAAUUACGUGCAAAUUAAACUGUUUUGAGACUGGUAUAGUAGUGCUACAGAGACAUCAGACAUGUACACGAACGAUGUAACGUUCAGAGUAAUAAGAAUUUUUUGAUUAAUUUUUUCAUUACAA